AUCGAUCCCGCCACAAUACUAGGAUGGCUGCAUGCAUGUGAUGAGUACCACGGCGAACAGUGUCACUCUUUCGAUAGUCCAAGGAGUGAUAUAGAGUGCAACACGGAUAUGAUUUUCAUGGAUGCGCAGCAACAGUGUCUAGUCAGUGUACCUUCCGGUCACGUUAAGCGAUAUGCGGCACUGAGCUACGUUUGGGGCAACGAUCUAAACCCAUUCAUGACAUUGCGAGACAACUUCAACCAGCUGAGAAAGCCGGGCGCUUUCAGCACGAACAACCAGUUUCCCCAGUUGCCAGAUGCAGUGCGAGACAGUACUUUGAUCUCCAAAUUAGGACUUCACUUGCUAUGGGUUGAUCGCACUAUAGUACAAGAUGACCAAGAAACAAAGGCCGAACAAUUGGCAGCUAUGGCUGCUAUUUAUACAAACGCAUAUUUUACGAUUGCUGCGACGGAAGGUACUGCUCAGAGUGGCCUGGCGGGUUCGAGUCAUGAUCGUCCACGACGUAAUCCUUAUCGGACAUUUCGAUUCACGUCCGAAUGCCACAUGAUGGACCGCAAUCCGUCUGUCGCAGAAGAUGCCGGAGAUCAAGGACCCUAUCACACUCGCGGGUGGACUUUCCAGGGGUGGACGCUGUCUCGGAGGGUGCUGAUCUUCCACCAUCAAACAAUCUCAUGGCGCUGCCGAAGACUCAAUCGGCAGGAGAACGGUACGAUGCCUUACGAUUGGGUCACUCCUGCUUAUAGGUGGAGUAUAUUUCAUGAUAUGUGGUCCGGCAUUCCGAAUAUUGAGUCAUACAUCUAUCACCUCGGUUCAUACACGCAGCGUGAUCUCACUGUACCUGGGGAUGUCUUGAACGCAUUUCAGGGUAUUUUGAUUACACUGGCACGCUCAAUGAGGGGCCACAUGCUCUUCGGGAUCCCAGAGCUUUUCUUCAGUGCCCUCCUAUUGUGGUGUCCAAGUGAC
Molecule: messenger RNA, 963 nt
Organism: Boeremia exigua
Lineage: Eukaryota; Fungi; Ascomycota; Dothideomycetes; Pleosporales; Didymellaceae
Product: heterokaryon incompatibility protein-domain-containing protein
Exons: 2
Source: RefSeq, a predicted model, not a curated record